Ipomoea triloba (trilobed morning glory) is the source of this 2391-nucleotide messenger RNA. RefSeq names its product zinc finger CCCH domain-containing protein 22. The record is from RefSeq and is a predicted model, not a curated record. Bases 97 to 1644 code for a protein of 515 amino acids. Lineage: Eukaryota; Viridiplantae; Streptophyta; Magnoliopsida; Solanales; Convolvulaceae. Gene Ontology annotation, molecular function: nucleic acid binding; metal ion binding. The transcript is spliced from 4 exons.
UUUUUUUUGAACCAAACGACCGAGCUCUUGGCUCUUUGGCCAGCCCAACGAAGAAUGCAUUUUAUCUCCAACUGGCUUCUCCUUUAGAAAUCAUCAAUGGCAAACAACGAAGAAGAAGAGAGAAGUCUAGAGGAGCAGCUGGAGCUUCAGCUACAAGAACAGAACGACUCUCUCCGCGACCUCACCGAAGCCCUCUCUUCCGAUCCUUCCAAUAUCGAACUCCUAUCGGUUCAAGAAGAGCUUAUACAGUCUAUCAAAGAAGUGGAGGAAGGGCUACUUCACCUGAAACGCGCAAGAUUACUAAGAGAAGUUGAUAAUGCUAUACAAGGGUCCAAAAAUUUUUCUAAGGAUGCCAAGGUUGAGCCUCUUGAUCCAAAAGUUGUUGCAGUACAUCCCUUUCUGGAUCAAAAUUAUUCAGAUGUUGAAGCAGAACCGCAUGCGCCUGUGGAUCCAAAUUAUUCUGUUGGAUCAAAAUGUAGGUUCCGCUCUACUGAUGGACGAUGGUAUAAUGGAUUGAUUGUGCAGCUGGAGGGUUCUAAUUCUGCACUGGUUUCAUUCCUGACUCCCACAUCUGAAAGCAUGCUGAUGUGCAAGUUCUUUCUACAGCAGCGUUGUCGGUUUGGUAGUAGUUGCCGCUUAUCGCAUGGUAUUGAUGUCCCAAAAUCUUCCUUAAAGAAGUUUGUCCCUACUGUAUGGGGUCCAUCAAUGGUAGGGUCCAGUAUUUGGGCUCUGGCAGAUAGCAAGGUUGGCCUUUGGAGAGAAGCUGAACUGGAAUCUUGGGACGAGAAUCUCAAACUGGGGCGUGUUGUAUUCCGGGAUAAUGGAAGUUGUAUAAAACUUGGGGUGGAGUCUAUUUCUCUUUCUGAGUAUGCAGAGGUGAGUGAUGAAGAGGAGAGUUGUGCAGGUUCUGAGCAGUCUGAUUCUAGUGACUAUGAGGAGGAGGAUAGUCCACGAGGAUUGGGAUUUGUAGAAAGUACAAACCUGCAAAGUGGUGUCCAGACAGAGACUACACUUUUUGCUAAGUGGGAGAAUCACACCCGAGGCAUAGCUUCGAAGAUGAUGGCAAAUAUGGGGUACCAUGAAGGAAUGGGGUUAGGUGCUACUGGACAGGGGAUAUUGGAUCCUAUUUCUGUUAGAGUUCUACCAUCAAAACAAUCUCUUGACCAUGCUGUUGAAGGUCAGAAAAAUGAAGAAGCAAAAGAGCAUCAUGGAAAGAAACGGAGUAGGGGAGGAAAGAGGAAACGCGAGAAAAGGUUUGCAGAAGCAGCAAGGGCUGCUAAAGAGGAAGAGGAAUUGAAACCAGAUGUGUUCAGUCUUAUUAAUUCCCAGCUUGCAGUUCAUGCUGAAAGUUUAAAUGGGAGUUGGUCUUGUUCGAAGAAGCAUGAGAAUAAAGGAGAGUCAAAGAAAGAAGGAGGUAGGCGGGGUCUACUUGCUUAUGAAGAUGAGAUAAAAGAGUUGAGGAUGCGUGUGGAGAAACUGGAAGAGAUGGUGAAUAGGAACAGGAGAGAGAAAGUAGUUUUUGAAGCAGCUAUGAGGAAACUGAAUGAGACUCGGAAAGCUCUGAGUGAUGCUGAAGCUGCUCAUGCAUCUGCUUCGAGCGAAGUUGUGAAUAAGGAAAAGGAGAAGAGAUGGCUCAAGUUCUGAAAGAAUUGGUUGCAUCAGUGGCGUGGCUUGGCUUAUUUUGAUAUGGUAUAUGUAAGUGUAAGCAAGCGAAGCGAGGCUCAGCCACCCACCCACGGUGAAUUAGUUAGUAGGUUUAAGAUUAAGUUUGAUAGUUCACAUUAUUAUUAUUAUUAUUGUUAUUGUUGGUGAGAAUUGAAUUUGAUGAAUAGGAUAGGGAAUGUAAUGAAAACAGAGAAUAAAGAGAUGCUUUACCCUCGCAGGCAGGCAGGUAUGAGAUAUGCCUAUAUUCAGACUAAAGCAAAGCAAUACUUUUCUUGAUGGAGAGAUGAGAAGAAUCCCUCCCUGUCCCUGUCCCUGUCCCUGUGUAGUAUAACUAAACUAAACUUGCUAUUAUAGUUCAGAUAGAUCAGAGAGUGAAUGCAUUUUUUCAUUCCUACGAGUACGAGUGGAUAAUAUCUAUCAAUAAUAAUCUCCCCUCGCCUUUCUGAAUCCAAAGGCCACAACAAAUCAACAAUGAUAGACUGGGCUCCGGAGCUACUGGGAUUGAUUCUCUUCAUCCUACUCUCGCCGGGAGUAGUUUUUCAGUUACCGGGAAACCACCGACACGUGGAGUUCGGCAGCUUCGCCACCAACGGAAAAGCCGUCAUCGUUCACACUUUGAUUUUCUUCGUCGUCUUCACUAUACUCAUUUUGGCUCUUCGAGUGCGAAUUUUCUUUGGCAUGUGAUGUAAUGUCAAUCUUUUUCUUUUUCUAUUUCAAAUUUUAUUA